Messenger RNA from Bombina bombina (fire-bellied toad), 1466 nucleotides. RefSeq lists its product as uncharacterized. The record is from RefSeq and is a predicted model, not a curated record. Bases 328 to 1440 code for a protein of 370 amino acids. NCBI's taxonomy places the organism in Eukaryota, Metazoa, Chordata, Amphibia, Anura, Bombinatoridae. The transcript has 3 exons.
CGUGUGGGAAAUCACUGCAAAGAAGGAUUUGUUACAUAUAUCACCACUCUGGAGGCCGUCUAUGUCAACAGCAUAUCAUUUGCUAUAAAGCCAGUGUGUUCAAAGGCAUGGAUCCACAGAGCGAAACAAGAGAGACAUACCGCUGCAUUGUUUGUUCCCCUCCCUGCGAAAGAAAAGAGUUGCAUAAAGAAGGAUGACAACCGUAAGGUGUGAGGAACAUGUGUAGAAGGCUUUGAGCCUUCCAUCACUGUUGCGGAUCUUCAAUAUGGUGAUUAUGAUGAAAACGUAAGAAAGAAAGAACCUCCAGUCACCAGGGUGCAAACGCCCAUGCAUCCACCUCCCCCACCGCCACAAAGAAUAUCUCCACCUCAACCACUGGUCCAGAGAGUCCAGCAAGAGUAUGCUCCCAGGCAUGAGCUGGGUUGGAGUGCCUCUGUUGAUGAUCCAGAUCUCAUGCCACCAGCAUUGCAAGACGAUACCUGGCAGGAUCCCUGGCCGGAGGACUAUUCCUUUGGCUUGGAGGGGGAGCCAAGUCAGCCCCGAAGGGUAGAUGUCUUUACCCCCCCCCACCAAUAUCAGGCCAGUCAGGGAUUAUACCACCAGGCUGAGUGGGUGCACACCAGUCGGCAAUGGGACUACCAGUCCAUCCGGAGAUCUCCACCAUCUGCUUCCCUUGGAAGAGCUCCAGCAUCUGAGGAGGAGCAUAUAGCUGUCAGCAUUCCUCAGGCAGCACCGCCUGUCAUAAUCCCUCAGGCAGCACCAGCUGUGAUCCCACAAGCAGCACCAGCUGUGAUCCCACAAGCAGCACCAGCUGUGAUCCCUCAGGCAGCACCAGCUGUGAUCCCUCAGGCAGCACCAGCUGUGAUCCCUCAGGCAGCACCAGCUGUGAUCCAGCAAGCAGCACCAGCUGUCAUUCAUCAGGCAGCACCAGCAGCUGAGGAUGUUCAAGUUGAAACAGCAGCUAGAGGUGAACCUGCGCCUAGAAUCCCUGCUGGUGAAGAGCCUUUAGAUCCUCUGACUUCCGCCAUGGGCGACAAAUACAUUGCCCUCCAGAGGAGGCAAACAUCAACCUGCGAGAGGCUCACAUCAACCUGCGAGAGAAUGCAGAGAGAUCAACGCAGGUUUUACAGGAACCAACAGACUUUACUACAGCGUUCCAUUGAGCUGCAACGGGACAUGGCAGCAUCUUUAAGUUGUAUCGUCCAGAACCAAUCUCAGAUAUUUCGGACAUGCAGAUGCAGAGUGACAACAGAUGGUGGGAACAAAACCAUCUGUUGGGUGUGUUGGUGGAGCAUUUCACACACCAGCAGGACAUUGCCUCCAGCCUGUCAUCUGUGGCCAGCACUCCAGCUGAAUCAUCGGAAUCCACACAACCCAGAAGAACCAGGAGAUCCACUCCAGGCACCUCACAACCCUCAUCCAAGAAGGCCAAAAAAAUAAAAAAUAUUCUUAUAGUUGACCAUAAA